This is a messenger RNA of Lactuca virosa, 2331 nucleotides long. The record is from the annotation of a GenBank genome assembly. Lineage: Eukaryota; Viridiplantae; Streptophyta; Magnoliopsida; Asterales; Asteraceae.
AUGUUAAGAAAGGAGUUGGAAAGUAAACAAUCUGAAAUUGAUCUUAAUCCUUUUGAUUGUAAGAUUAGGGAGGAGCAUACUAAUAUUCUUUUUGAUUUUAAUGUUGCUUGUAAUGAUGAAGAAAAGCUUCUUUUCCAGAGAUCUAAGAUAAAUUGGUUACAGGAAGGGGACAAUAAUACAAAGUUUUUUCAUAGAGUUGUGAAGAGCAGGGGCAAUAGAAAUCGUAUUCUGAUGGUUAUUGAUGAAGAUGGAAGAUGGGUUAGUGGGAAGGCUAUGAAGGAUAAAUUUGUUACUCAUUUCAAUAAGUUUUUGGGUUGUAAAGAUGUUACUGAGUUUUCGUGUUUAAAUGAUGGUUUCUUUCAUAAUAAAUUGGAUAGUAGGGUGGCUGCUAAUAUGAUUAGAGUGGUGACUAAUGAAGAAAUCAAAGUAGCGAUGUUUGAUAUUGAUGAAAAUCGUGCCCCUGGACCUGAUGGGUACUCCUCCAAAUUUUUUAAAAGGUCUUGGAUCAUUGUUGGGCUGGAGGUGUGUAAAGCUGUGAGGGAAUUUUUUUUGGACUGUAAGAUUAUAGUGAACAGAAUUAGAAAUAGUUUGGGUGAUAUUGUGAGCAAAAAUCAAUCAGCUUUCAUUCCUGGAAGAUCUAUUGUGGAUAAUAUUCUCCUUGCUCAGGAGCUGAUGGUGGGGUAUAAAAAUAAGAGGGGAGUUCCCAAAUGCACCAUAAAGAUUGAUAUUCAAAAGGCAUAUGAUACGGUGGAUUGGAAUUUUCUUAGUAGAAUUCUGCAGGGGUUUGGUUUUCAUACGAUAAUGAUUCAGUGGAUUAUGGCUUGUGUUUCUACUCCUUGGUUCAUGCUUAACUUUAAUGGUGAAGAUCAUGGGGUUGAAGGUGAGCAUGGAAAAAACCAGAUUUUCUUCAGUUGUGUUAAACCCAAUAUGAGAAGGAUUAUCUUGGGCAUUCUUCCUUUUGAUAUUGGGAGAUUUCCUUUUAAGUAUUUGGGAAUUCCUAUGUGUGUUACAAAUUAUUUGAUAGAGAUUGUAAACAGCUUAUUAAAGAAGAUUAAGAUGAGAAUUUUCAAUUGGAAAAGCAAGGCUUUAUCGUUUGCUGGAAGGCUGCAGCUCAUUAAUUCUGUUUUGACAUCUAUUCAUGUGUAUUCGGCUUCGAUUUUUAAAAUUCCCAUUGCUACUAUUAAAGAGAUUGAAAAGCUUUGUAAAAGUUUCUUGUGGGCGAAUGGUGAGGUAGUCAAAGGGAAAGCUAAAGUCAAGUGGAAUGAUAUUUGUAAGCCGAAAAUUUAUGGUGGUUUAGGAGUGAAGAAUUUAAGGAAAUGGAAUGAUGCUUUGUUAGCUAAACAUGUGUGGAAUGUGAUUAAUAGCAAAAAUUCUCUGUGGGUUCAGUGGGUGAAAUCCAAUUACAUUGGAAACAGGAAUUUUUGGGAUAUUUUGCAGAAGAAGAGUAUGAGCUGGACUUGGAAGAGGUUCCUUGAGGUGAGAAAAAUUGUUAGGCCCCAUGUUGUUUCGUGUGUGGGAAACGGGAUGAAUACUUCUCUCUGGCAUGAUUGGUGGCACCCAAUUGUCUAUGAUUGCUAUACUUGGCCGGUUGAGUGGGUUAAUAUAUUCCCUGGAUUGAAGGAUGCUCCCAUGUUUUGUAUUGAGCCUAAUCUGAGGGAUGUUGCAGGUUGGAGAGAUAAGAAAGGAAUAUGUAAACAAUUUUCAUGCAAACAGGUGUGGUGCGAUAUAAAUAAUUUUGGAGACCAAGUUCCUUGGCAUGAUAUUGUUUGGUAUGGUAAUUGCAUUCGUCGAAAUUCGUUUAUUUUGUGGAUGGCUAUUUUGAAUAGAUUGAAGACCCAGGAUCGUGUCAGAGGUUGGGAAGUUUCUGGUAACUUACUUUGUCCUUUUUGUGCUGUUACUCCUGAUUCACAUGUUCAUCUCUUCUUUAAAUGUGAUUAUUCUCAACUUAUUUGGAGUUUGUUGGUUGGUGGCUAUUGGUUUUGGGGUUGGCAUAGAAGGAUGUUUAACUUUGGUGAUCUUAAUGCUGUGGAUUGGUGGGGGCAUUUUUGGAAUAAGUUUCUUUACAAAGGAAUUGACGAAUUGUGUUACUGGUUUGAGAGUUUGCUCUCAAAUCAUGUGACUUGUACCUAUGGGAUAUUCUAUUUGGAUAUGAUCUUUAUUGAGAUUAUCCAAAUGGAGAAUCCUAGACAUGUGAUUGAUGCCAUGUCUAGUAUGAAACUUGUUCUCAUUUCUUGGAGCUUUGCUGUUAGUUUGUUGUGGUUUGGCUUGUGCUUGAUAUGCAGGAAUUUUUUGCAAAGGUUGGGUUUGGAUCAUGUUUGCAAGCAGAUGUAG